This is a messenger RNA of Cajanus cajan (pigeon pea), 2497 nucleotides long. RefSeq lists its product as uncharacterized. The record is from RefSeq and is a predicted model, not a curated record. Lineage: Eukaryota; Viridiplantae; Streptophyta; Magnoliopsida; Fabales; Fabaceae.
UUCUGGUCGUCAUUUUUAUUUAAAGUUUUAGUCUACGUUUCCAUCGUUACUCAAAGAGAAGAUGCGACCUUGCACGAGUGAACAGAGUCAAGUGGUUGAGUUUGCUCUGGAAGGACCGUCACACCGGAAGUAGCCAGAGUUGGGCCUGGGUGAACUAUAAUUAACUGGAUCGAGGAGGCUAUAUUCAGUUGAUUCCCUCUCGUCUUGCUCUCGGCUAGAGAAUCAAAAGCUUAAUACUAAAAACGUAAAGUGAGAAACUAGAAUGAUACUGCUUCCAAUCAUAGGUACUUGGAUGUCCAUAGAAGGGCACAGGAGGUUAGCUCAAAUAAUCCCAGAUGAGGUGCAAGAAUGGUGGGACAAAUGGGAGUUACGAGGACUCAUUUUGCUUAGCCUUCUAUCGCAGAUCAUAUUAACAUUAUUGGGCAACCGUACUAAGUAUAAACCAAAUAUUUGCACACGACCACUUGUUUGGUCUGCCUACCUGCUAGCAGAUUGGGUAGCAGCUGUAGCAAUGGGUGUCAUCUCCAGCAAUCUUGGAGAUUAUUACAACAAAGGUGAACAACCAAAGAAUGUAGAUCCUCAACUUCUUGCAUUUUGGGCUCCUUUUUUUCUAAUGCACCUUGGUGGUCCUGAUACAAUCACAGCUUAUGCAUUAGAAGACAAUGAGUUAUGGUUAAGACACUUGGUUGGUUUGCUGUCUCAAACUGCCCUCACUGUCUACAUAAUUUUUAUGUCUUGGAAAGGCAAUUGGCUUUCACAUAUCACCAUUCUCAUGCUAAUUAUUGGGAUCAUCAAGUACGCCGAAAGGACUUGGUCUCUCUAUUGUGGAAGCAUCAAGAAUCUCAGAGAUUCUUUCCUUCGUUCAAUUGAUUCUUCUGAAAAGAGUGAACAAUGGCAAGAACCAAGGGCUAGCGCUCCUAUUGACAGUGUAGAAGAUUUCGUGCAGGGACUAGCUGAUUCAAUUGCGGAUUCAGUCACAAGAAGGAGCCGUCGGAUAGGAAACCAAAGGGUUUUUCUUAGGGCUAUUUAUAUAUUUAUAAGCCUCUUUGUUGAUUUGGUCUUGGGCCCAUGGGAUAUUAAUCGAGACAAAAAAGAAUUUCAAGCCGAGGGGCGUUUCGGCUGGUCCGUUCCUUUUUCCACAGUGGAUUAUGAACUCAAAUUGAUGUACGAUGUUUUCUACACCAAGGCAUUUGCAAACUAUGGCAUCUUGGGUGUGAUUUCACGCUUGAUCACUCUAACUACCACUAUCGUUGUACUUGUGUCAUAUGCUAAUUCAAAUGCAAAGAUGGAGCACCUGGUUGAGGAUCACAUCAUCACAUACUUGUUGUUGGUUGGAGCAUUAAUAGCAGAAAUAUAUGCAUUUAUAUCAGCUUCCUUCUCUAGAUGGACGAAGCACUACUUUGUAAUUAAGGGCCUAGGACUAUGUUGUUGGCUUUAUGAGUGUAUAGAUUGCCUAACAUUUUUUGGCAAGGGUGGAGUCCGAAUUUCUUUGGGACAAUCUGACUUCUUCAAUUUGAUUUGCAACAAAAAAUUGAACAUAAAGGGUAAUUUCUUCCCGGUGAACAACAUUGAAGAACUCCCAAGUGUUAGCCAUUGCUUAACCUCUGAUCAUUUACAACAAGCGAUCCACAAACACUUGUAUGAUAAAUCAGAGAAAGGCUCACAAUCAAAUGCUUCGGGCGCCCCUGGAUAUAGAAAUCUUUUAUUGGAGAAAAAUGGUCCAAUUUUCUCAAGUGAACUUGAAUUUCAUAGAACCAUUAUUACUUGGCAUAUUGCUACAGAUCUAUUUUAUUACUCUAAUGAUGAGUCAAGUUCUAUAUUUGACUCAAGGAAGAACUGCAAAGAGAUGUCUGAUUAUAUGUUUUACCUCUUGAUCAAGCAACGCCACAUGUUGCCGGUGGGUGCAGGGCUGAUAACUCUUCGUGACACAAUAAUUGAAGCCAUGAAAUUUUUUGAGCACAUCAAAGUUGUUCCAGAAAAAAAGAAUUUAGCUCAAACUUGUACGAUGUUGCUUCAACAAGACACAGUUGCUACAACAAGAGAUGAUGAAGCCUCAUCCUCAGGAAUGCAAACUACGUCUGUUCUGUUUCAUGCAUGUGAGGUCGCAAAACAACUCAAUGCUGAACAAUAUAAACAUCUGGUAUGGGACUUUCUUGAAGAAUUAUGGGUUGAGAUUAUGUGCUAUGCUGGUGCACAAUGUAGAGUAGAUAUGCAUGCUCAUCAACUUAGAAGAGGCCCUGAAUUUCUCUCUCAUAUCUGGCUCCUUCAAGCUCAUUUUGGUUUGUUGGAUCAAUUUCAGAUAUCAUCUCAUCAGGAAAGUGUGUAAAUAUGCCAAACCUGUGAAUAAGGAAACCAUAAUUCACAAUCUAGUCUCAGACAUUUGAUGUUGUUAUUUGUAGUAGCUUGUGUUGAUUUGUUGGACUUGGAUACUAUGUUGAGUCACCGGUACUUUAUUAAAUUUACAUAUUUGAUGUUAUUUAUAAUAGCUUGUGUUGAU